This is a messenger RNA of Penicillium salamii, 786 nucleotides long. Lineage: Eukaryota; Fungi; Ascomycota; Eurotiomycetes; Eurotiales; Aspergillaceae. The record is from the annotation of a GenBank genome assembly.
AUGUUUCGUCCCGCUGCUCGAGCGCUCGCUCAUGCGCCUACUGUCGCGUCCCGUACACCCGCCACCAGACGAUUGAUAAGCACCGGUCCUCCGAAGCCGCGAAGCUGGAAGAACACGAUCCUGCGAUUGGGUUUGGCCGGCGGUGCCAUCUACUACUACAACACUAGCAGUGUUUUCUCCGAGGAGCCAAAGUUCUCUCUUCUUUCUUCGAUCCGCAAACAAAAUGGCGAAGAUGCCAACACCCAGACUCUCGAUUCUAUCACCCCCAAGAUUCGGCAAGAACGCGCCGCUGAGAAGGCCCAGCGUGCCGAGUCCGCCGCUCUGGAAGGAGGUGUGAACGCCCAGGAGCUUCAGGAAGAAGCUGGCCAAGAGGCCGCAUUCAACCCGGAAACCGGCGAGAUUAACUGGGACUGCCCGUGUCUCGGAGGUAUGGCCCACGGUCCAUGCGGAGAAGACUUCAAGGCUGCCUUCAGCUGCUUCGUGUUUUCCGAGGAGGAGCCCAAGGGCAUCGACUGCAUUGAGAAGUUCAAGGCCAUGCAAGAUUGCUUCCGUCAAUACCCCGAAGUCUACGGUGCCGAAUUAGAAGACGACGACGAGGCCCCUGCUGCACCCGAAGUUCCCCCCACCGCUGCCGAGAUCAACGCAUCUUCCCAGCCCGAAGAAAAGCAAGCCCGUGCCAAGGAAGUCAAUGCCCAGAUGAAGGAGACUGAACACCCCAACGAGGACCUCCUCAUUCCCAAGGCUGCACACGACACCGAGGAGAAGAACCAAACCAACAAAGCUUAG